Molecule: messenger RNA, 2202 nt
Organism: Colletotrichum karsti
Lineage: Eukaryota; Fungi; Ascomycota; Sordariomycetes; Glomerellales; Glomerellaceae
Exons: 1
Coding region: 1-2202 (733 amino acids)
Source: RefSeq, a predicted model, not a curated record
AUGAGCGCCGACCUCUUGGACCUCUUCUCAAGCCCUCCUCCACCGCCGCCGCAACAGCAGCAACAACAGGGGGGCCAGUUUGGACAGCAGCUACAACCACCGCAACGACCUCAGCAGAUCACAGCAUCGUCGACCGAUCUCUUUGACUUCGCCUCAUUUUCCAGCAACAAGCCCGCCGCCCCGGCCCCGGUCCCGGUCCCGGCUCAGCAGACGCAAACUCAGACUCAGGCUCAGACGGAGCCAUGGCCGGAUUUUCAGGCCCAGCAACCAAGUGGUGCUGGUGGCAGUAGUAACGGGGGAUGGGGCGACUUCAGCGCAUUUUCAGAUGGGUUUUCUUCUUCGACGCCCACGCAGCAGAAAUCGCAGCCGCAGAAGCAGACUCAGCAGAACACAGACGACGAUGAUGACUUCGGCGACUUUGAAAUUGCGGAGCCCACGCCCACGCAGAGGUCCUUUGUUCUACCACCUCAAACGAACAAGGCGCGGGCUUCUCCUCCCCCGAGGGCUCGCAUUGCCCGAGCAUCAACGUUCGACCUUAUGUCGAACAACUUGAUCGAUGUUAUCGACAUGCCCCUGGGUUCCGGCUUGUCACCGAUCCCGAGCCCGGGUCUUCCCACAAGCCCCGGUCUAUCGGCGCAGCAACCUAACCGACAACCAAGCCCGGGUAACUGGAAAUCGGGUCCGCUCAAGCCACCCGUUAGCCCGGGUCUUACGGCACAGAGGGGGCCGUCGCCGAAACCGCAGCCGAGCCCUAGACUCCGUGGUCAGAUGCCUGACGUAUCAAGAAAGACGACUCCUAAGCCAACGCCUAAGGCCGAGUCUAACAUUCUCUUUGACGCGGAGGAAUUUGAGCUCCAGGGCGGCAAUGACGACGACGAUGACGAUGAAUUUGGUGACUUCGAGACAGUACAAACCCCGUUCCCCGGCGACAGCGCCAGUCCGACUCUAGAAUCGAACCACUCAAAGCAGAAGAAGCAGCCACAGCAACAACAGCAAUCUCAGCCAGCAUCCAUGGAUCUGCUAUCCCUUGACGACGAUCCUAUGCCUAUUUCUCAGCCUCAACCGAAGAGGCCUCAGUUGUCAUCUCUGAAUCUCAACGCUCCAACUUCGCCAUACCCUCAGGCACCAAAAAGUCCGUCUUUCCAAGAACGCAACCCCUUCCCAGGCCUAGGACUCACCACGCCAACAAACACAGAUUUCAAAACAGAAGAGAAGAAUGACAAGUCUCCCACGCCCAUCACCGCCUGGCCAAGCUUUGGGCAAACUUCACCUGACAAGCCGUCUACCGCCGUCAAGAAGUCCACUACUACUGCUGCUGCUAAGAAGCCCCAGGUGCCUCAGGUCGCGGAGGAUCCCUGGGGUGACUUCGAGGACUUCGCGGAUGAUGAGCCCUCGGCCAUCGACUCCAGCAAGCCCCCCGAAAGCUGGGACUGGGACGCCGUCGAUAAUGUGAAGCCGGCGCCGAAGCCCGCAGCAGCACCGGCAAAGGCCGCCACUCAGACAAUGGGAAACCUGCUAGGGGACCCGGAACCAACGCCAGAAACCCGCGACGACGCCCCGCCGCCCAUCAACAUCCCCCCUCCCUCCGUCCUCCUCUCCAUCUUCCCACAGCUCCUCGAGACCGCCAACACGGCCCUCUUCAAGCCCCUGACCGGCCAGAUGCCCCCGGUCAAGAAGAAGAUCCUCUCCGACCCGGCCACGGUGACCUUCCUCAAGGGCUACCUCGCCCUCGCCGCCGUCGCCGCCCGCGUCAUCGCCGGCCGCAAGCUGCGCUGGCACCGCGACAAGUUCCUCUCCCAGGGCAUGGCCAUCUCCGCGGCCGGCGCCAAGGGUAUGAAGCUCGCGGGCGUGGAUAAGGCGCAGGCGGCGCGCGAAGACCGCGAGGCGGCGGAUGUGGUCGGUGUCUGGAAGGAGAACGUCGGGAGGCUGCGGUCCGCGGUGGUGACCGCCAACUCGGCCCUAAAGAACGAGCCUCACCUCCGCGUGCCGGAGCUGAGCGAGACGAUCCCCGUGUCGACGGCCAAGGUCGUGCCUACCGCGCCCAAGGCUUGCAUCAUCUGCGGCCUGAAGCGAGACGAGCGCGCUAGCAAGGUCGACAUCGACGUCGAGGACAGCUUUGGCGAGUGGUGGGUUGAGCACUGGGGACAUAGGGCGUGCAAGAACUUCUGGGUCGAGCACGAGAAGCAGCUGCGGCAGAGGUGA